Messenger RNA from Ostertagia ostertagi, 243 nucleotides. Lineage: Eukaryota; Metazoa; Nematoda; Chromadorea; Rhabditida; Trichostrongylidae. The record is from the annotation of a GenBank genome assembly.
AUGCGAAUAGUGAACCUCCCCAACCCCUAUCCACCCGUACAUAACGACUUGUUCACCGUUGACAAGGCCAGGUGCAAUGGCAAGGAGUGCUCCACGACGUUACGACUGGCAAAAGCGCUCGAUUUCGAGAGUCAGCGAAUACACCAUGUUCUGAUAACGGCCGAAGAUGGUAACCCGCUGUCGAAUCGAACGCUGUCUUCCACUCACAUGAUCGCCAUCCAUGUGACGGAUGAGGACGAGUAA